AAACCCUAUUUCCAGAACAAGACUCUCUGCUCUGCCUCCUACGCACCUCCAUAGCCAAUCCUCGUUCCGAUCGAAAACCUCUGCCCGUGUACGAUUCUCACCACCGUAUUUGGUUACUGUUCCGUCGUUGAGUUUUCUUCGUUUUACGGGAGCAUGGUACUGUUGCCUAGUGAUUUGCAGUUAAUAUAUUACGUUAGAGACGCUCUUCUUGAAGUCACGGGUGGUAGAGAGAACUAUGAAGAGCUUGUUGGGUAUUUGCAACCAAAAAGGAAUCUUAAUUCUCAUGAAGCUGCUCAACUUGUGGCAAUUUUGAAAGCGCUUGCUGGAGUAGUGUCCUACAUAGACUCUGUCCAUCAUGGAGCUCUUAUUUUUGCUCUUGAGAGAAUGAGCUUGUGGAAUUUGGCUACGUAUAAGAAUUAUGAUGCGGCUGAUAUCAUGGAUGCUCUCAUGGAUUUCAUUGUAUCAUUGGCUGCUUCGAAGGGAAUGUAUAUUGAUUGGUGUUUGGAGAGGCUUGUGAGACAUUUUACGGCUCCUAAACAUGUCAUUGAUUUUCUGAAAAAUGAAAAUGGAGUUGAUAGGAAGAAUAAGGUUCUGUCUCGGGUUCAUGCUGCUCUGAAACAAAUAUAUGAUUUGGUGCCCCUUGCUCCCAUGCGGUUAACACCAAUAGUUGUUCAGAAUAUACCGAAACGCUACAACGUGACAGAGCAUGAGAUUGUCAUGUAUGUUGAAAAUAUGUUAAAGCUUGAGAGUGGUGCCAUUGGAGAAAUUGUCGGUAGUACAAUGCUACCUGCACUUGUGGAUAAGUUGAUAGAGUUGGAUGUGGAAAUUGGGUGGGAUGGCAAGAUGCACGAGGAUGCUAAAUGCAUAUUUGAAAUGGAGUUAUUCGAAGAUAUUCCUGAAUUUGCAGAUGAUGAUGAAAAAUAUUAUAGUAGUAUGUGUGCCUCAGAGCUGUUAAAUAGGAACAAUUUGCAAGGCAAUAAGGUUGUGGAGAAAAUAGAUAGUCUAAUUGUGCUGACUUUUUUGCAUCUUGAAUCCUGUCAAAGUAGUGGUCGAUUGACUGAGGUAUUUGAUAUAUUACUGGCGUCAUUUAAGAGAACUGUGCUGAAUACAUACAAGUCAAAAUUUACCCAGUUUGUGAUGUUCUAUGCAUGUGCAUUGGAUCCUGAGCGAUGUGGUGUGAAAUUUGCCAUGGUUCUCAGAGAUAUGUUUGAAUCAGAUCUUAACCCCCCUAUUACUAGGAUGAGUGCUGUUGCUUAUCUUGCUAGCUAUUUAUCUCGUGCUAAGUUUCUUUCAUCUGCGUUGGUUGCUGACAUCAUACAAAGUUUGGUAUAUUCGUGUUUUGCAUAUUGCAACAAGUUACAUGAUUCAGAUAUGAACCCGGAAGCUCACCAAGUGUUUUAUUCUGGGUGCCAGGCUAUCAUGUACAUUUUGUGCUUUCGCAUGAAAUCAUUGAUGGACGUACCUAGGCUUAAAAUGAAGCUUAUCAAAAUGCGUAUGUUGCAACUCUGGGAACAUAAAUUGAAUCCCUUGAAGGUGUGUUUGCCUAGUGUAGUAGAGGAAUUUCUUAUACAGGCAAAGGCUGCUCGGCUUUUCAUGUCAGCAGAGUUAUUUGUUUUUGAGGAUUUGCUCGAGUCUGAUCUUUCCAAGGCUUUUGGUGGGAUGGAUAGACUCGACAUGUUCUUCCCAUUUGAUCCAUGUCUGUUGAAGAAGAGUGAAAGCUACAUAAGACCACAUUUUGUCCGUUGGUCAAGAGUCAAAACUACAUAUGGCGAUGAGGAAGAUAGUGAUUCUGGAAGUGAAGCAUCAGACGACGAUUUUGUUGACAGAAAUGCAAAUGAUAUACUUGACAAGAGAAAAAGAAAUGCAAAUGAUAUGAUUGAUGAUGAUAUGGUAGGCAGUGUUGGAGCAGGUCUUGAUUUUGACCCCGACUUGAACAAAAUGUCCAUCACACCCAAAUCAUUCAAAUAUGGGUUUAAGUAACAGAUGCAGCGGGGUCACACGAAAACUGCCAGUCCGCCUUCUUUGUGAUGCGUGCAUAUUCAUAUUACCUAUUCGUUUAAAGCUUGUCGUUAAAGCCUGUCAAUUUUGCAAAGUUUUAGGCCAUUCUACUAACACGAUGGUGUCUUAGAAACUGAAACUGAGAACAUUCCUAUUGAUACAUUUGAAAUUUUUAUGCUUAGCAUUUAUUUAGUUUCUUUAGUCUUUUACUGAAUAUGGGCAUGCAACCAUAAAAGAUUUAUUCCACACUAUCUUGUAAUAUAAUAAAUUGUCAGUUUGAGUUUAAAAGGUGCGUAUAUAAUGGUUACUUUUAUAGCAAA
Messenger RNA from Lathyrus oleraceus (garden pea), 2318 nucleotides. Its product is annotated as RNA polymerase I-specific transcription initiation factor rrn3. Lineage: Eukaryota; Viridiplantae; Streptophyta; Magnoliopsida; Fabales; Fabaceae. Bases 154 to 1980 code for a protein of 608 amino acids. The record is from RefSeq and is a predicted model, not a curated record. The transcript is spliced from 15 exons. Gene Ontology annotation, biological process: transcription initiation at RNA polymerase I promoter. Gene Ontology annotation, molecular function: RNA polymerase I general transcription initiation factor activity; RNA polymerase I core binding. Gene Ontology annotation, cellular component: nucleus.